AACUGAGUGGCACAUGACCCCGCAAACCGUAAAUGCUUACUACAACCCCACUCAGAACGAAAUUGUAUUUCCAGCAGGAAUCAUCCAGCCCCCCAUGUACAACAAAGAUGCUGCUGUUGCUUCAAACUUCGGUGGUAUUGGAGCUGUUAUCUGUCAUGAGAUAACUCAUGGUUUCGAUGAUAAAGGAGCAAAGUUUGAUCACGCGGGAAACUUGGCACAAUGGUGGACUGAGGAAGACGAGAAGAAGUUCAACGAGUGCUCUGAAAAACUCAAGGUUCAUUUUGAUGAGUACCAAAUUUAUGGCAUGAACGUAAAGGGAGAUCUCUGUUUGGGUGAAAACAUUGCAGAUUUGGGAGGACUGAGCAUAUCUCUUGAAGCUCUUGCUGGCAUGAUGGAAGAAGAGAACCGUUCUGAAGAGGAGAAGAGAGAAGAAAUGAAGAAGGUUUUCUACGCAUGGGCUGUUAUCUGGAGGAAUAAUAUCAAAGAAGAGGAAGCAAAGAGAAGAAUCAUCAUGGAUCCCCACAGCCCGGGACAUCUUAGAGUGAACGGUAUAGUAAAGAAUGUGGCUCAGUUUUAUGAUUUGUUUGAUGUUAGUUCCGAAGAUCCAAUGUUCCUUGAGGAUGCUAAGAGAUCUAAGAUUUGGUAAAAUUUACGUUUAGUGCAAUUCAGGGAAAAUAUCUAAUUUUGGAAUUAAAGGUUCAAUUAUAAAAAUUGAAUUACGUUUAAACUUCAGAUAUAUUAUUAAUAUAUAAAUGUGUAGUCCUAAUUUGAAAUGCGUGUUCUUUCAAGGAUCCCGUUUUUUAUAAACUACAUUUUUAGUUGUGGUAUAAUAUGAUGUGCUGUGCACUUAUUGGUUGUUUCUUGUUACUGCAUCAGUUUAUAUUUAGGUAGCUUUCAUUAAGUUAAAGUUGUUAUUAAUAGGACGUGUUUCUUAGAAUUUCGUGUUAUAUUAGCGACCAGAGAAAUGCCAUUGUUGGACGUGAGGACUCCUCAAACUACAUUAAAUUAAGUCCUUCUGUAACGUCCUGAAGAAAUAUAGUUACGAAAACAAAAUUUACUAAACAUUUUAAAACAUUAUAAUAUUGUAUAUUAUGCAAGUUUUGUAUGUAUUAUACCAAUUGUAACCCUUCAUUGACCCUUCAUCAAUGACGUUAUCAAAAUUGUAUUUCUUCUUUAAAAUAAAUCAUUAAAAUUUCAUGAUUAUAAUUUUGAUUUUUUUAAUGUUUCUUCGCAAAAUGCAUCAACAUUCACAAAGUAAUUGUAUAGAUCUUAUGAUAUUGUUUAACAACCUAUUUAUCCCAGAUUUAGGCCCAAUGAAAUUAUAGUAGUGCACCAUCAUGGCCAGUCCACGCUCGAGGCGGCUCUUGGGAGAGCUCCGACCCCGAGACUCCAACAACCUAUGUUUCGAGUGCAACACCAGGAACCCUCAGUGGGCUAGUGUGUCCCUCGCCAUCUUCAUCUGCUUGGAAUGUUCUGGAAAACAUCGAAGUGUUGGAGUUCACCUGUCUUUCGUGAGAUCUCUCACUAUGGACAAGUGGAAGGACACCGAGCUGGCCAAAAUGAAAGUUGGUGGGAAUGAUAAAGCUAGAAAGUUUUUAGAGUCCCAACCUGGCUGGAGCUCAACCAUGCCUAUUACUCAGAAAUACAACACUCCAGCCGCAGAGCUGUGGCGGGACAAGGUGAAGUGCGAGAGCGAGGGGCGACCCUGGGAUCCCUCAACAGCCAAAGUUUCCUCGUCUUCAUCUUCAAUGUAUCGUGCCAAAGAAAACAGAUCUUCUCCAGCUCUACUUCAAGGUCACGACGAACCAUCCACUAAAUCAAAUCUAAGUGCGAGAGACACAUCAUCCAACCACUCGUACUCAUCAAACAGCUACAACAACAUCAGUAACCAGUCAUCCUACAAUGGAGGUGGUAACAGCGGAGGAGGAGGUUACAACAACAGCAGCUCCGGCGGCUUCCAGAGUGGGAACAACAGCUCCGAGGUGUACACGUACGGAGGGAACACUCAACUACAGGCACGUGAUCAGUUCCUAGCUAACAAGAUGGAGCAGAACCAGGGCCGAGCUGAUAAUCUUCCUCCUUCCCAGGGAGGCAAGUAUGUAGGAUUCGGCAGCACACCUGCCCCACAGCCCCAAGCUAACAAUGAGUAUAUUGAUACUUUGUCAUACUGGGGCUCUGCGCUGGCUACCGGCGCGUCAUCUCUAGCACGUGCUGCAGGUUCCAAAGCAUUGGAAGUGAACGAAAACUACAUCAAACCCACUGCAGCUAAAGUUGUUGACCCCGCAUUCCAGUCGAACAUGAAGGCGUCCCUAAGCAACAUGUCCACUAAAGCCGCUCAGUUGGGUUCUCAAGGAGCCACCCUUAUUGCCAGUUACUCUGAGAAAGGCUGGAAUAGUGUGAACGAUAAGUACAACAAGGGUUACGGCUACGGUAACAGCGUGGGUAGCAACAACAGUUACAGUAACUCCAGUACUGGGUUUGGGAACACAGGUGGAGGGGAUGGAGGAGGAGGUGGAGGGGGUGGAGGAGGAGGAAGUUACCAGAAUAACGCUAUGGGCGACCCCACCAGUCUCUCCUCCAACAUGGGAAACAUGUCCGUCAGUGACCCUUACUCCUCCAGCAACUCCUACAGCGCUAGUAGCAACUCUCAAUACAGCUCCGGGGUGACCAACAGGGGCCCCGCAAACCAGGACAUCUUCGGGCUGGAUCCCAACUCCAAGAAACAGGAAGCACCAGGAGAUCUGGACGAGUGGCUGAACGACGGGUGGGACGAGGAUUGGAAAGCGGAGAGCAAGCCGAGGAGUCGGAGGAAGAAGACAGGUGGUAAAGGGGACUAGUGUUUGUGUAGUGGUGUUACUGAUACUUGUGUGGUGAUGAGAGGGGACUCUCCGGGAAUUAAUUUGGGGACUGGAACUCGUCGUCUUCUUGCAUGGUUAUUCUAGCGCAUGCUCUUUUCUCUGAGGUGGUACUUUUGUUCGUGUGACGUCACGUGACGUGUGUGAUUUAGAUAGCUGGUCCUUUCGAUGUCUUGAUUUUUAUUAAUGGGGUAAAUUAGAGAAUCGAUAUCUACGACUUGAUUAAAUUUGUAAUGAAUUAAAUAAUACUAAAUUGUCUCUAGCGAACUAUACUAUGUCAAAAUUGUUUUCAAAAAUUAUCGAUCUUUAGCUUUUGCUAUGGAUUAUCUUUAUUUCCGUUUAAAUAUAAUAUAAUGCGCUUUUUAAAAUAACUGUCCUGUCUUUGAUGGAAUGUUUUGACCUAACAAGUUUUCUUUAAAUUAUUGAAUGAUUUCAUUAGUUGUUGCAGUUAUUAAUUGUUUUGCCCAUCAAAGUACAUACAGUAUACACCUUUAGGCAAACAAUGCAAAUUAGGUGAAUCUAUUUUAAUUAAACGAUCAAUAGUUCUGAUUUGAGAGCUCAGAGUUUAUAGAUGUUGGAGAGGGAAUGCUUGUCGAAUAUUUAAUAUCCACCAUUCAAACUUAACGCACUGUAAAAUUCCCACGUGACUCAGGUCGUGUAAAUCCGAUGUAUUAUAGCCCAAUACAUAAUGCUGUGAACGUUUGUGAUAUUGAUUAUUUUCAACCUGCUAA
Molecule: messenger RNA, 3586 nt
Organism: Bolinopsis microptera
Lineage: Eukaryota; Metazoa; Ctenophora; Tentaculata; Lobata; Bolinopsidae
Product: ADP-ribosylation factor GTPase-activating protein 1-like
Exons: 1
Coding region: 1338-2837 (499 amino acids)
Biological process (GO): regulation of endocytosis; regulation of ARF protein signal transduction
Cellular component (GO): Golgi membrane
Molecular function (GO): GTPase activator activity
Source: RefSeq, a predicted model, not a curated record